AUGCCGACCUCUUCCGAUCCAUAUGAUUUUGAUGACGACCUCUUCGCCGAUACGGCAGCGCUGGACCAGCUCGAAGCGUCAGCUCUUCAAGCGUCUCAAGCCGCACCUAGAUCUCGAGUGACCCAGCCGUAUCAUCACACAGUGACAAAGCCAAAACCCUCGAUACUUUCCUCCAAUGUCACUUUUUCCGGUCGCAAAGCGCCUCAGCCGAUCAAUACUGAGCCCAGAGCUGGUAAUUCUGGCUUCGGAUGGGAGUAUGGAGGGAAACGGUCCAUAGAGGGGAAUGUCGAGAGACAUGUGGAGAACGUGAACAAGAGGCAGGCAUACUGGUCAAACAAUCAGCCUGGUGGGUACACCACAUCGAAUGUGAUCCAAGAGGAGGAGAGCUAUCGUCCAGAUAUAGUGGUUGGGGAGAAUGGCUACGAGCUGGGGGAGGAUGAGAUCGUGGACAGUCACACGACUCGGAACUUUGGCGUUGCUCCACCUGCAAGUCAAUCUGGUCGAAGCGAAGCUGCGGCUGCCAGACGGGCUGCUAUCCAGCAGGCUAGUCAGUCAAUCAAGCAGGAAUCGAAUGUAGCCGGUCCUUCUCACGCCAGAUCUACCUCCAUAGACCCGGGGAAGCUGGCGCCCGGCAGGCAGUUUCCCGGUCAAGCCAGGAAUUUCGCUCGAUCCGUAUCUGCUGGGCAUCACCCCUCCACAACAGCUCAGACGUUCCCGAGCGGAGGUGGAAGUCGACUAUCGCCUAUACCAUCCGAAGGUUCAGGCUCUCAGACUUCUUCGCAAGGAUCUUUGGCUCGGAAAACGGCAAUACAGCUGGAAGAGGAGAAACGACGCGCUCAGGCUCUGGAGCAAGAAAUCGCUGAUCUGAAAAAACAACUGGAAAGGAGACAACGCGCAGAGCCGGCAAGGCAGAAGCAAGCCGCUCAGGAAGGCAUGGAAGUGGACUCGGAGGACGUGGCCGCCAAGAUGGACGAGUUGAAGAACCAGCUGUGGAAGGCGCAAGGCGAAGCGCAGACCAUGCGUCGGGCUCAAAAGGAGGAGCAACUUCGAGCAAUCGCAGAAGCAGACAGACUCAAGGCCAAGAUUGCCGAUAUGGAGAGCAAAUUUCGCGAACGCGAGAGAGAAGUUGCAAGGCAGGUGGAGAAUGUCAAGACACAGGCAGUAUUUGCAAAUCACGCUGCGUUGAGUUCAGCCAUCAAGGCUCGGGCUUCGAGCCAAAGACCAGCGCCUACACCUAUUCGUAACGGCUCGCCGCAGGGCAAAUCUGAUGAGGCAGCAUUUUUGAAGUCUAUCAAGGGUAAAGGCCGUGCUCCUCCACCUCCACCGCCACGCUUUGACGCCUUCAAGGAUGGGUUCGCAACUCCGACCAUGGCUAGGAUCAAACGGCCCAGGAUGGAAUCGGUCACUCCAGCUCCAGUCUCGCCCCAAAAACGCGCCAGUCAGUCUACUCCUCGGCAGCUGACUCAUUCUCCGACACGGCGAGGCGAGACUGGGGAAGAUGCCAAUGGUCUUGAGAUACACGAGAAUGGCUUCGACCUCGAAGGAGUAAUGGACAUUGAUGUCUCGCCCGAAGAUGACGCGCCGGACGAGCCGACCUGGACGGACCUGCCCGACAAGCGUGGCGAGUUUCUGUACUUCCUAUUCCAUCACACGUCCUUGCCCUGCGUCCGCAGAUCUUCAGAUCCGGAAGGGCUGUUGCGGCCCGAUUUGUACCGUUUACUGAGUUAUGAACCGAAACAAGAUGUCGAUCCUCAGCACAGUGUUCCUGCUCUCUGCGCGACGCUACUGGCCGCUUGUGGCGACUCGGAUCUAGAUUACGAACACCUUCUUGGAAUCUUCGCCGUCUUCGGGACAGGCCUCGCAAACGUCUUUCGGAAAGCGAUCGGCGCACGUGUUGCGACUCAUGAGGCGGUAAACGCGUUGUGCGCAAUUCUCUCCAUGCUGGGCCGAGCGACUGCUUUGUUCGACGAAUUUGGCGGAAUAUUAACGAGCCAUCAGCCGUCGAUCAUUGAGACUCUUUGUGGGCUGUGCGAUGAUUUAGGCUCCGUGGAAUUGCGUGUGUCGAUGAACUCAUCCGCAGAAGACGAAGUUGCCGAAGAAAAAAGGAAGACCACUCAUUGGCAGAGCGUUCUUCAAACGGAGAUUGGAUGUUUAACCCAAGGCAUUUGCGCUAGUCCUAAGUCUGGCUCGCCUUGGAACAAUGACGAGCUCGUCAAUAUCUCCAUGUAUCUGACCAGCAAAGAACAGCCUGUGGACCGUAUCAUGUAUGGAAUCCAUGUCAUUCUCACCGCGUCAACUUUCUCUGAGAAUUUCAGAGCUUUAAUCGAGGACUCGAGACGAUUUUCCGGGUUCUCUCCUGUCCUGGAUCGAUGUAGUAGACUCCUGAUCGAUCCGCUACCAGAUGCUUCCGAACGACAACUGUACGAUAUGUACACGUCUCUCAUUCGAGCCCUGUCCAUGAUGUCAAUCGCGGAUCAAGAUGCCAUUAUUUUGAUCGCCGAGCGGACAUUGGUAGUCCCCGCGCUCAUCAUGCUCCUGACUAGAGAGACGCCCAAAUUAUGGGGCGUGUGGGCGGAGGAAGUUGAUGUCCAGAGGACCCUCGACAUCAUCUUACCCACCCUCUAUCUUCUACAUCACCUCGUCAUUCCCGUCCAGUAUCCUCGUGCAUUGUCUGGCCCAUCAGCGAAGAGCUCGACCCUGAUUAGCGCGUCGCAGAAGCAAGCGAGUGGCGAUUACACCUCGGAUCAGAUGGACCCGCUACCUGAUCCUGAAAAGUCUCCACAAGGGAUCAAUCUCGUCGAGAGAUUACGGAGUGUCAGUCAGAUGAGAGAAUUUCAGGCCAUCGGACAUCAAUUCAUCUCGGUCUUUGGCGCCUUAUCGUACGCCACGCCAAUGUUUGACUAUGAGCAGGUCAAAGGAUUUGACCUGCCGAGUGUUCAAUAUAUCAGUCAAGAUAUUUUGGAGAUGGUUGUUGAAGGGCCCGAAGCGGACGCAGUGUAUGAAAUGUAUGCCGAUGAGGAAGAAGAGAGCAAUGAAGGUGAAAGGGAUAAGGUGUCGAGUCGGGAAGAGGCUGAAGCGGUGGAUAUGGAAGUUUACGACGCCAUGUCUGUCGGGGACGAAACCGAAGUAAGAGGGGAUGGGUCAGCGUGGCAGCCCUUGAUAAUAGAUUGA
Kockovaella imperatae is the source of this 3171-nucleotide messenger RNA. RefSeq lists its product as hypothetical. The transcript has 11 exons. Bases 1 to 3171 code for a protein of 1056 amino acids. Lineage: Eukaryota; Fungi; Basidiomycota; Tremellomycetes; Tremellales; Cuniculitremaceae. The record is from RefSeq and is a predicted model, not a curated record.